Molecule: messenger RNA, 743 nt
Organism: Prunus avium (sweet cherry)
Lineage: Eukaryota; Viridiplantae; Streptophyta; Magnoliopsida; Rosales; Rosaceae
Gene: PFD5
Product: prefoldin 5
Biological process (GO): protein folding; RNA polymerase II core complex assembly; RNA polymerase I assembly
Cellular component (GO): cytoplasm; prefoldin complex
Source: RefSeq, a predicted model, not a curated record
ACGGAGACGCACGCAGUCGGGUAGACUCACUCUAGAGACAGACAGUGUUGGAAUAGAAAGAGUGGUAAAUACACAGAGAGAGAUGGAGAAGACGGUGAGCGUGAACGUGAGAGCGGAGAUGGAGAAGCUGAGCCCGGAGCAGUUGAAGGCAGUCAAGGAACAAACUGAUUUGGAAGUCAAUCUUCUUCAGGACUCCCUCAACAACAUCCGUACAGCCACCACUCGCCUCGAGAUCGCCUCCUCCGCUCUCCACGACCUCUCCCUGCGCCCUCAGGGCAAGAAGAUGCUCGUCCCUCUUACGGCGUCCCUUUAUGUCCCCGGCACCCUCCACGACGGCCACCAAGUCCUCGUCGACGUCGGCACCGGUUACUUCAUCGAGAAAACCAUGCCUCAGGCCAAAGAUUACUGCGAACGUAAGAUCAGCUUGCUCAAAUCUAAUUUUGACCAGCUUGUCGAGGUUGCUUCUAAAAAGAAGAGCAUCUCGGAUGAAGCUGGGGCAGUUUUGCAAGCCAAGUUGAAGCAGUUGGCUCCUGCAACAUAGUAGGAGGGAGAUUGAUUUUGAAGGCAAAGGAAAGGAAGUUAGUUGCUGCUGGUUGUGCUUUUAUUUUUGGUAAAUUUCUGUAUUUUUUUGGUUCUUGGUUUAGUUGUUAUUUUUAGUUGCUGCUGGUUGUGCUUUUAUUUCUGGUAAAUUUCUGUAUUUUUUUGGUUCUUGUGGAAGUUGUUAUUUUUAGUUGCUGCUGGUU